UGCACUGUUUAGGCAUACUUCCGUUCUGGAACAUUGGAAAGCGUGAAUAAAAUCGUGUCCUUUUACGCGCUUCUAAUGCAAAAGGGGCUGAGCCCAUCGCGCAGGGCCGUAUGACCAGCGUGGAAAUUGAAUUUGAUAUAGUUUCUAAAACUCUAAAAUUGGUUUCUUAUCACAAAAUGGUGAGGCGCAUAGCCUUAGAAGCUUCGGUAAGCCCUUAUCAAAUAACUCAGGUCAGUUACAUUUCUAUCAGAAGUCCUGGCCGUUCCAAACUCAGGAGGCCGAUUGUCAUAUAUCCUAUGCAGUUACCAGGGGAACAGAGCCGAAGCCGCUUAACAAAUCGGGAGUCUGAGCUGUAACACAAUAUUUAUCGUUCACAUGUGUCUCAUAUCUGUACGGCGUUUUUACACAAGUAUUGCGCUUAAUGGAAACACCUGCGUUU
Molecule: messenger RNA, 439 nt
Organism: Babjeviella inositovora NRRL Y-12698
Lineage: Eukaryota; Fungi; Ascomycota; Pichiomycetes; Serinales
Exons: 1
Coding region: 111-356 (81 amino acids)
Source: RefSeq, a predicted model, not a curated record